Messenger RNA from Ascochyta rabiei, 2694 nucleotides. RefSeq lists its product as uncharacterized. Lineage: Eukaryota; Fungi; Ascomycota; Dothideomycetes; Pleosporales; Didymellaceae. Bases 1 to 2694 code for a protein of 897 amino acids. Gene Ontology annotation, biological process: protein ubiquitination; ubiquitin-dependent protein catabolic process; DNA damage response. Gene Ontology annotation, cellular component: Cul4-RING E3 ubiquitin ligase complex. The record is from RefSeq and is a predicted model, not a curated record. The transcript is spliced from 3 exons. Gene Ontology annotation, molecular function: ubiquitin protein ligase binding.
AUGUCCUCCGCCGACGCUGGCACGCUGAAACGGAAGCACUCGGUUUCCACCCAGCAGAAACUGUCCUUCACUGCCCAGCAGAAGCCGAGCUCGACCGCCACCGCUCCGCUCUCUCCAACCAGCAAACGCAGCCGCCGCGAGAGCUCCCCCCGGGAAGCCGCCACACCCGUCACCACCAGCACCACCAGCACCACCAGCACCGCAGCCACCACAGCCACCACAGCCACCACAGCCACCACCGGCACUAUGAGUACCGCCGACAUGUACAGCUUCCCGAGCAAGCGUGCGAGCGCAGUGCAUGGCAAAGACGUGGUGGACAUGACCUCCAGCCCCGAUAACAGCCCAGCGAAGCCCCGCAAUGGCAUGCUGCGCAAGACGGGGCCGAACAUGGGCGUCCAUGCCGCACCCAAGCGGCUGAUGGUCAAGAACUUCAAGCCCACGCGCAAAGUCGACCCCAAGGCCUUCCUCGACCAGACCUGGCACAAGAUCGAGGGCGCGCUCGACACCAUCUUCAGGCAAGGCGACAUCGACUUCAGCCUUGAGGAGCUGUACCGCGGCGUCGAGAAUCUGUGCCGCCAGAACAUGGCACGUGAGGUCAAGGAGAGGCUCGUCAACAAGUGCAACGAGUAUGUGGGCGGAGCGCUGAAGACAAAGGUCAAGGACAGCUUGGGUCGAGCCAACGUCGACGUCCUGCGCGCAACGCUACACGCCUGGAGUACCUGGCACGACCAGACCCAGUAUCUCGACUGGAUCUUCUGCUACCUCGACCGGUCGUACCUGCUCCCUCGCCACGAGUCUCUCCGCGAUACUUCAAUCGGCCUCUUCCGCUCCCUCAUCUUCGAACACGCCAAGCUCAACCCACGCAUCGUCGACGGCGCAUGUGAUCUGGUCGCUGCCGAUCGAACGGGCGGCGACCUGGACAGUGACAUGUUCAAGAAGACCGUCGACAUGUUGCACGACAUGCACGUCUACACACAACACUUUGAGCCGCGGCUGCUCGAGCUCAGUCAGGAGUAUGUCGUGAAGUGGGCGGACGUGGAAAGCGAGCAGAGGUCGUUGUCUGAAUACGUCCGAAGUGCAAGGGCGCUUAUGGACCGUGAGAUGCAGAGGGCAGACCUCUACCGGCUGCCCAAUACCACAAAGCGUGAUCUCCUUACCCUGUUGGAGGACCACCUCGUCUCGAGAAAGGAGGAGAGGCUGGUCAACCAAGACGAGUUUGCGGAUCUCUUGGAAGCGAAUGCCAUUGAAGAUCUUGAGCUACUGUAUUCGCUGCUUGAGCGACGUAGACUGGGUAACAAGCUACGGCCAGGUUUCUCCAAGUGGAUCGAAGACGAAGGCACGGCCAUUGUGUUCAACGAGAAGGAGCAGGAGAACAUGGUCGUUCAGCUUCUGACUCUCAAACGACAAUUGGACACUUUCUGGAAAGUGUCCUUCCAUCGUAAUGACGAAAUGGGCCACGGCCUGCGCGAAUCCUUCGAGACCUUCAUGAACAAGACGAAGAAGACAAGUGCAAGUUGGGGCACAGACAACUCCAAGACGGGCGAAAUGAUCGCCAAGUACGUCGACAUGCUGCUGCGAGGGGGCGCGAAGGCCAUCCCUGCGCAGCUGAGCCGGAGGGCGUCCACCAAGGUCGAGGUAGCCGAGGCCGAGGACGACAACGAGGAGGCCAUUUUCGAUGAAGAUACCGAGGUCAAUAACCAGCUAGAUCAAGUCCUCGAUCUGUUCCGGUUUGUUCAUGGCAAGGCGGUGUUCGAAGCUUUCUACAAGAAGGACUUGGCAAGGCGUUUGUUGAUGGGCAGGAGUGCGAGUGCAGACGCAGAGAGGAGUAUGCUGUCAAGACUUAAGAACGAAUGCGGUGCGGGCUUCACAGCCAACCUGGAGCAGAUGUUCCGCGAUAUCGAGCUUUCACGUGAAGAGAUGGCCUCUUACAAGAUGAUCUGUGAAGAACGCGGACAGAAGCAGAGUCUCGACCUGAAUGUCAGCAUUCUCUCCGCAUCCUCCUGGCCUACGUACCCCACAGUUCCUGUCAUUAUACCUUCGGAGAUCAAGUCUGCCAUUGACAAGUUCGAAGCACACUACAAAUCCAAGCACUCUGGCCGCAAGCUUGAACUCAAGCAUGCCCUCGCACACUGUCAGAUCAAGGCCAAGUUUCCCAACGGUAACAAGGAGUUGGUAGUAUCCUCCUUCCAAGCCAUUGUCCUUCUCCUCUUCAACGGCAGGCCAACCGACGAACACAUCGACUACCACUACCUCAAAGAAGCCACCGGCUUGCCCCCGGCAGAACUAAACCGCACGCUCCAGUCCCUCGCCUGCGCGAAACUCCGCCCACUGACCAAGCACCCCAAGGGCCGGGACAUCAAUGCCACCGACACAUUCACGCUCAACGCGACCUUUACCGAUGCCAAGUACCGCAUCAAGAUCAACACGGUGCAGCUCAAGGAGACGGCCGCUGAGAACAAAGAAACCCACGAGCGCGUUGCGGCAGAUCGCAACUACGAGACGCAGGCAGCCAUUGUGCGCAUCCUCAAGGCGCGGAAGCGCAUCAGCCAUGCCGAGCUGGUGGCCGAGACGAUCAAGGCCACGAGGAAUCGUGGCACGUUGGAGGUGAGCGGGAUCAAGCGCAACAUUGAUCGCUUGAUUGAGAAGGAGUUUCUGGAGCGCGAGGACGAUGGGUUGUAUGCUUAUAUUGCGUAG